AUGCAGCUAGGCUACGCACCAGAGCUCAAAAUCCUCGGCGCAGCAGUAGGAGGCAUUAUUAGCAACAUCAACUCAACCAUCCACAUCAUCAACAAAACACCUCACGCGGGUUUCGGCCCAGCAGGUCUCCUCGGUCUGCACAAGGCUUACGAGACCAAGGAAUUCAACAAACUCCUGCACCAAGAGACAUUCCCCGAGAAGCGAACCUAG
Molecule: messenger RNA, 210 nt
Organism: Cadophora gregata
Lineage: Eukaryota; Fungi; Ascomycota; Leotiomycetes; Helotiales; Ploettnerulaceae
Exons: 1
Coding region: 1-210 (69 amino acids)
Biological process (GO): lipid catabolic process
Molecular function (GO): triacylglycerol lipase activity
Source: RefSeq, a predicted model, not a curated record